AAUGUAUUUUUAUCAUUGCGAUAAAAAUAUUAUAUAAACUAGCAAAAUUAGAAUAGAGCGUCCAGUUGCUGAAGAAGUGCGUUGCAAAAGAUGAAGCUUCCACUCUUGUGCCUGUUCCUGGCCCUCACCCUGCAAAACUCCCUCUCAACAACAAUCCGCCACAUCGAAAAGCGCCAAAUUUGCUCCAACGGCGGUUGCAACUCGUGCGAUGGUCGCAGCUGCAACAGCUGCAGCGACAACGUGUGUUGUUCCACCAUAAACUGCAACCAAUGCGUCAGCCGUUGCGCCAACGAAUGCAGCUCAGUGCAGUGCACUAAUAACUGCGUAAAGGGCUGCCAAAGCUCCUGCCAGAACCAACCCCAGUCCUGCAACACGCAAUCGUGUUCUUCGUGCGUCAACAGAUGCUCCAGCCAAUGCUCAACCAACCAGUGCAUCAACAGUUGCGCCAACAACUGUGCAAGUUGCAAGAGUAGUAACAGUAAUAACAACGAAGAUACUUCGAUUAUUGUGGAAAGUCCGCAACCAUCCAGCGUUAUAGUCAAUAACACCAACAACAACUUGGUGAAUUUGACAACGCAGGUUGAUAUUCACAACGUUGUUCAUAAUUUCAACAACAUCACGAUCCCGGUUUACGUCAACACGACCAACAUUAACAACAUCAAUUUGUCGCACAGCGACGAGACCAGGAGUUACACCAAUGGUUCAAGUGGUCGAAUUGAAUAUUAUCCAAUUCCGCAACCAUAUCCACAACCAAUACCACAACCAAUUCCAAUACCUGCGCCCGAACCCUAUGAGAGCAACUGUUGCACAGUUUUACACCCGAGACAGUGCUACAGUGAGCAAGGGGUUGAUAGGUGUUUCAUAAGGAGACACAGGGAGUGCUCAAGUUCUUGCACAAGCCCGGUGGUUACGAUUGAAGAAAGCGAAGGAGCGGCUCAAAAGUGCCAAUUUGUGCGCAAUUGGCCCUACGCCUAUUGUGGGAAUUACCGACGUGGAAAUUGUAACAGUUGUUACAACUGUGGCGACGGUUACAACCCUUCGCAAUGUUUCCAGUCGUCUGGAUGUUCGGAUCAGUGCAGAAGAGGGGCACCACCUUGUAUUGCAGACAAGAGUGGGUUCAGGUGCUACUAAUGUUUUUGUUUGUUUCAACAAAAUCACUGCCUGUAGUGGUAUUAAUUUAAUUUUCUAACGUUUAUAUUUGUUUGUGGCCAUUUGUUGAAUAAAUGUGUCAAGGAAUUCAAA
Messenger RNA from Tribolium castaneum (red flour beetle), 1242 nucleotides. RefSeq names its product probable serine/threonine-protein kinase tsuA. Lineage: Eukaryota; Metazoa; Arthropoda; Insecta; Coleoptera; Tenebrionidae. Bases 91 to 1131 code for a protein of 346 amino acids. The transcript has 3 exons. The record is from RefSeq and is a predicted model, not a curated record.